AACAUCGGAAUUUCUCGUCUUUGCAUAAAUUUUCCUGUUUUAAAGCUCAAAACAUGACAGAAAACAUCAAACUCAUCCUCUUAUUCAGCGGAAAACGAAAAUGCGGCAAAGAUUUCCUCACAGCUAAACUCAUGGAACGCUACCAAAAUCGAGCACAAAUAAUUCGAAUCUCCGAACCCAUCAAGACUGCAUGGGCUGAAAAACUGAAUCUCGAUAUAAAAGAAUUACUCAGUGAUGGUCCCUAUAAGGAGCAAUAUCGAAAAGAGAUGAUCAUCUGGAGUGACGAGAUCCGAAAAAAAGAUCCGGGAUUCUUUUGUCGUGAAGCGAUGAAGAAAGCUGCAGCUGAGAUGAUUGUUGUUAGCGAUAUCAGGCGAAAAACUGAUAUUAAAUGGUUUCAAGAGACUUUUGGGAAGGAAAAGUUGAAAUGUAUUCGAAUUUACGCCGAUGAUGCUGUUAGAGAAGCAAGAGGAUGGAAAUUUGAGCCAGGAGUGGAUGAUGUCGAGUCAGAAUGCGACUUGGAUGACUUUUUUUUGUGGGACAUGAUGUGCGAUAAUGGCGAUGUGACCCAAACUAACACUGUGGUGACCCAAUUAUGCGACUUUAUUGACAAAGAGCUUUCAUGA
Messenger RNA from Culicoides brevitarsis, 623 nucleotides. RefSeq names its product phosphomevalonate kinase. Gene Ontology annotation, molecular function: phosphomevalonate kinase activity. Gene Ontology annotation, cellular component: cytoplasm. The transcript is spliced from 2 exons. The record is from RefSeq and is a predicted model, not a curated record. The coding region runs from base 54 to 623 and encodes 189 amino acids. Gene Ontology annotation, biological process: cholesterol biosynthetic process; isopentenyl diphosphate biosynthetic process, mevalonate pathway. NCBI's taxonomy places the organism in Eukaryota, Metazoa, Arthropoda, Insecta, Diptera, Ceratopogonidae.